This is a messenger RNA of Lobosporangium transversale, 1853 nucleotides long. Its product is annotated as guanine nucleotide-binding protein alpha-1 subunit. Gene Ontology annotation, molecular function: guanyl nucleotide binding; G protein-coupled receptor binding; GTPase activity. Lineage: Eukaryota; Fungi; Mortierellomycota; Mortierellomycetes; Mortierellales; Mortierellaceae. The record is from RefSeq and is a predicted model, not a curated record. The transcript has 6 exons. Gene Ontology annotation, biological process: adenylate cyclase-modulating G protein-coupled receptor signaling pathway. Gene Ontology annotation, cellular component: heterotrimeric G-protein complex. Bases 376 to 1488 code for a protein of 370 amino acids.
AAAGGCGUCAUGGAGCAGAACUCGUCAUCAUCAUCAUCAUCAUCAAGGUUAUUUCAUUUUUUUUUUAUAUUAUUUUGCAAAUCAAUCGGGAGAGGAGGAGAAAGAAGAGGCAGGCUAUGAUACUGUUAUAUAUGCGAUAUGCGAAUAUCAAUAUAUAUAUCUAUAUACAAUAUGAAGUUUAAAAAGAGAUUGCGAUAGAUAAGUGGGAGAGGCGGAAGGAGAAGAGAGAAAGAGAAGGAGUAGAGCAGUUACAGUUACAGUUGGAUGCUACUGUACAUGUAAUAUGCAUGUAUGAUUCAAUUUAGCAACCAACCUAAACUCUGGUUUUGCAAUAAUAAUGUGUCCUGAAAAAAGAAGAAAAGUGGCGAGUGAUGAAUGAGGAUCGUCUUUGUUUUUUUUAUUUUUAUUUUAUUUCGCAAUCAAACAAACCUUGGAAGUAGCAGCAGAAAAGAAAAGAAGAUUAAAGUAGCGAGCCCAUCAGAAACAGGAAAGACAACAGUCUUGAAGCAAUUGAAGCUACUCUAUGGUCGUAAAGGAUUGGAUGCGGAGCGUCAGACAUACAGGAGAGUUGUUCAUUUGAACACCAUGAAGGCGAUCCAGGCAUUGUCAUAUGGACUUCAACGAGCCAACAUCCCACUGGAGCAUGCAGAGAACAUUGCUCAUCUGGAGACUGUGAUGCGAUUGGAAACAACGUUGAAACGAUAUUCGAUUACUUCCAUCGGUUUCACCAACCCGGCCAUCCCACGUAAAAUCACAGAUGCAAAGGCGGAGACAGACAUGUUUUUGGAAAUGGUCCCUGCCAUCAAGGCCCUCUGGGCGGACGCUGGUAUCCAAAAAACCUACAGGCACGCAUCCAACCUUAACCUUCAGGAUUCUGCCAAAUAUUUUCUGGAUUCUGUAGACCGAAUCGCAGAUGUAAAUUAUGUCCCAACAGAUGAUGAUAUUCUUCAGGCUCGGGUUAGGACGUUGGCAGUGUCUGAACAUCUCUUCAAUAUUGAUGGAGUAAUAUACAGGAUCUUUGAUGUCGGUGGCCAAAAGUCACUACGAAAAUAUUGGGCGCCAUAUUUUGAUGACGUCAACGCGAUUAUUUUCAUGGUAGCCUUAUCAGCAUACGAUCAACCGUGUGAGGAUAAUGAGCGAUUGAACCGAUUAGAGGAAUGUAUGGCGCUCUUCAACUCGAUUGCAAACCACAAGUUGUUCGAGACCACGUCCUUCCUGUUGUUCCUGAACAAGAUCGAUAUCUUUCAACAAAAGUUGGAGGCCGGUUCCUUGGUCAGUGAUCAUUUCCCAGAAUACAGAGGACCCAAUGAUUAUGCCCAUACGACCCUGUUCUUCCAACAACGGUUCUUGCAACAAUGUAAAGAUACAGCCAAACAGGUCUAUACCCAUUUCACACAUGCCACGGAUACGAACCAAAUGAAAGCCAUUGUUGUGGCAGUGAACUCGAUCGUUCAACACUUGAAUCUUCGCAACUCGGGACUCUUGUAAAGAAAAUUACGCAAGGAAAAAGGACAGAAAAAGGACAGAAAAAAAAAUAAAAAAAAAAAAAAAAAGAUCGACCAUAAUAAUGACCAGCAUUAACCCAUCCAGUCAUCCAGUCAUCCAGUCAUCCAGUCAUCCAGCCAUCCAGUCAUUCAGCCAUCAAUAAUAGCAGCAAUAGCAAUGAGCAAAAAAAAAAAAAAAAAAAAAAAAAAAAAUUGGAUUGGAAUGAACGAACAGGAUUGCUUUUUUUUAUUUUCUUUUAACAUUUAAUUUUUAUUUAUAUUUCUAUCUAGCUAGUAUUAUUAUAGUUUUAAAAAGCAACCCAUUUGAUGACAUGAACAUUUAUUCCAAACCAGAAAAGAAGAAGGGAA